Molecule: messenger RNA, 432 nt
Organism: Hyalella azteca
Lineage: Eukaryota; Metazoa; Arthropoda; Malacostraca; Amphipoda; Hyalellidae
Product: extensin-like
Exons: 3
Coding region: 1-432 (143 amino acids)
Source: RefSeq, a predicted model, not a curated record
AUGGUCCAGCCGCCAGCCAUUAUUGCCUCCACCGGCAGUUAUUACAAUAGUUACAAUACUUCCUACACCACUAGUCAAUACUUGUCACUCAGCCCUCCACCCCACUAUCUCCUGCUCAGCGCCCUCCACCCCACUAUCUCCUACUCAGCCCCCUCCACCCCACUAUCUCCUGCUCAGCCCCCUCACUCCACCCUACUAUCUCCUGCUCAGCCCCCUCCACCCCACUAUCUCCUGCUCAGCCCCCUCCACCCCACUAUCUCCUGCUCAGCCCCCUCCACCCCACUAUCUCCUGCUCAGCCCCCUCCACCCUACUAUCUCCUGCUCAUCCCCCUCCACCCUACUAUCUCCAUAGUGGGGUGGACUUCACCCUCACUAACUUCAGCCCCCACCUCUCACUUACUGAAACAUGAGCACGAUGUUUUCCCCGACUAA